CCAGUGUAGUCACAACCGACAAAGGAUGGGCCAGGAGGAGGGUAAAAGCUUUCCUGCUGUAACUGUAGUUGACAUUAGCUGUGAUUAGUGAGGUGAUCAAUUUUAGAUGUUCCAUAAAUACCCUCUCUGGCCAUUUCAUGGGUCCACAGACCACACACAGGACCCAGUGCCUUAGAGGAAGAACAGGAAGUACUCUGGGAGAAUGGAAGAUUUUAUUAAACAACAAAUUUCCCAGGUUAGGGUCUUGUCUGACUAUAUGUGGAAGGACAAACCUGGAGGAUGUUUGCUUUUUGAGACAUUCUAUUUCUACUCACCCAGUAGGGUAACUGCUAAUGUAUUGAAGCCCAACUGGGUGGUCCUAGAGGGACUCUGGUUGGUAAUUAGGAGCACCUGAGGUAGUUUACAGGUUCUUUCCAGAAUUCUCAUGUUCUGCUCUUGGGAGCUGUAAGGAGGACCACAAGCCAUGUCAUGGUGAAUGUAGGAGCGAAAGUCCCCAGACCAAGAAGAGCAGGUUGGCUGAGCUGUCAGAGCUGCUUGGACAGGGAUGAGCCAUGAGCCAGACAGGUUCUAUUGUUCUUCGUGGUGUUUUGGGUAAUGGCGCAUGGCCUCUGAUCUUUGUUGAGAGUGAAGGAGACUAUGAGAUUGUAAUAUUGUUGCGUCACACUAUGUAAUUGAGAAUUGCUUUGAAAACCUAAUCCUGUCUCUGCUGCCUAGUGCUGUGUAGAGACUCCUUCAACUUUUUCAGGACUGGGCUUUUCUGGUCAGUGAGAAGGAAAAAUAAACCAUGUGAUGAGUGACCUCCAGUCUCUAUGACUUUCAGUGUAUGAUUAUAGAUGAAGAGGGUGAGUACAUAGAUCAAGCUUGAAGCUGGUAGAUUCACAAUGCAGAAAGGGAGAGAAAGGACAGUGGCUGAGAACUUUCCUACAUCAACAGUAGUUGAGAUUAGCAUUGCAGAAACAGGUAAUCAAUUUUAGGUGCUCCACAAAUGUCCUGAUGGUCAUUUUUUGAUGUCCACAGACCGAGCAAUAAAGAAUCUGCAUAAAGAACCGAACUUAUCAUUAAAACAAAUUGCUAUAGUUACAGUAGUUCAACCAAAAUAGAUCUGAGUAAAAUGUGGCCUUGCCUAACAGGACUGUUUUUUUUACUGGUUUUAAAUAUACACCCUGAGAUAAAAGGUUUGAGAAAUCUUUGAUGUGCUCUAAUAUAAAUCCCUUGUUUCUGAAGCACUUGGCCAUAUAUCCUGUUUCAACUUUUCAAAAUUAUUUUUUGAGAUUAUAACUAUAUCAUAUCCAUAUUCUCUUUCCUGUCCUCAAGCCUUAUCAUGACCCACUAAUAUCUUCUAAUUCAUGCCCUGGUUUUCUUUAACAACAGUUGUAAUUGUGACUUGUGUUUGGCUGCAGGAUUUCCCAGGUAUGAGGCAUUAGGUUUGCUCCAUUGCACAUUGAGUGUGUAAUGGAAUGUGCAUACAGAGGACCAUGUACUUUGGAUGAGGAACAGGGUAUGCUCUAGGAAAUUGGAUGAAUGUGUACAAAAAUACAAACUUUCUGGACUAAGACCCUGUCUGUUGGGCUGGGAAGGCAGAGCAUGAAGUACUGUGCUGUUUGAGUCAUUUGAUUUCUGAUCACUUUUCAGGGGAGCUGAUAAUAUUCUGAGGCCCAUCAUGGUGGCCUUAGCCAGAGAGGGACUCUGGAAAAUCUUAGCAAGAAGAAAUAAAAGUGGCAGGUAGCUGGCAGGUUCUUUCCAGAUUUCUUCUCUACUUUUGUUGUAAUGAGUUGUAAGGAAGACCACAAGCUAUGCCAUAGUGAGUGUAGGGUGUGCAGAAAAGGUCUGUUGAUCAGUCAUUUCUGCUUGGAUUUGGAUGGACCAUGUGCCAGACUAUGGUUCUGUUGCUCUUUAUAAUGACCUUGACAGUGCUCCUUGUACUCUGAGCCUCCCUGUGUAUGGAUUUCCUGGGGAGAGGGAGACUCUGCAUCCCUGGCAUGGUAGGCCAUUAUGCUUGUAAUCUCACUAUCUCAUGUACACACAGAAUCAUGCUUUUGGUGUGCAGUGGGAAGACAGUUUUGAAAACUGAUAAUCUGGUUUCUAGAAGUUCUGAAUAUUGCAGUCUACUUUCAAGUUUGUCUUAUAUAUGUUUCAAGUAGUUUAAAAGCUGGUAGAACUACAGUGAUAUUGAUUUAGCAAUGCAUGAUUUAAAUGUUUCUAAGUUUCUGCUACCACCAGCUGCAAUGGUGUGAUUCAUUGAUGUUUAGUUCCAGGAAGCACUUCCCUAAAGAAGCUGUGCAUCCUUUGUUACUAAGGCUGGGUUAGGAGACCUCUCUUAUAGGAGGUGUGGCACCCUUGCUUGCUGCCAGUUAACAAAACCCAUCUGGAAAAAUAUGUGGCUACCAAGAAAUCUUGCUUAACCCUAUUCUUUUGUAUCUAGAUUUUUAAAAAACUCUCAGAUUUUAUGUUGAUGUAGUUGCCUCAUUUUGUCACCAUUUUGUUUACAGAGGCUGUUAGUUUGUUACCUGACUGCCCAGACAUAAUGACACAGAAACUACAUUGAUUACAAGAUUACAACACUGCUUGCCCAUAGCUUUGGCUUUUAUUAAUUAACACAUCUGAAAUUAACCUAUUUCUAUUAAUCUAUGUAUCACUACAUGGCAGUGACCUACCAUUAAGGUACAGCAUCAGUCUCCUUCAGUGGCUACAUGUCCUCUGCCUGACUCACAGCCUUGUCUUGUUGUGGCCUUCCUAGCCCAAGUCUGGCUUCAUUCCCUGUGUCACCAUCAGGUAAUCUUAGCUUGGUAAACAAGCACAGGUGCUUAGAAGACUUCAUGAAAAAAUUAUCUAGAGAUCAUUUGUGCGAUAUUUAUGUCCAAAUCUUUCUUAUUCUUUCCUUGGCCUGAAAAAGUGCAUAGCAGAAUUACAAAGGAAUAAACUGAUUUCCUGUACAAAAUACUGCUUCAAUUGGAUGGUUGUUACUGAUAACUCAUUCUGGUCUACAGUGAAAAAAACAAGAAGAAAGAGAUGACAAGUGUAGCUGCAAGUUUUCCUCCCAUCUGCCAGCUUCCAAAUAACCAUUCAGAGACUUAUAUUAGUUAGAAAUAUUUGGCCAAUGAUUCAGACUAUUACUAGCUAACUCUUACAAUUAAAUUAACCAAUAUUUUGUAUAUAUCUGCUUUGCUACCUGAUUCAUGACUUGUUACCUCCCAUCUUGUUCCUCCUUCAGCUCUUGGAGUCUCCUUGACUUCACCUGCUUUCUCUCUGUAUCUGUUUGGAUAUCCUAGCUAGCUAUAUUCUGCCCUGUCAUAGGCUAAAACAGUUUUAUUCAUCAACCAAUAAAAGCAACACAUAUUUGCAGCAUUCAGAGGGACGUGGCACAUCAGAAAAGUGUGUUUUGAUAAAAACAACAGUACUAGGUAGUUUCAGAUGGCAGUCCAAUGGUUAAAAGGAUGCAGAGUUAGUUUGUCAAGGAUUUUAGCACCAUUUAAGGGAAGAGCCUGGCUGUACAUUUGAAGCCUGGGAACAUGAUCCAAGUGAAAGAAUGCAUCUAACUAAACCCUUAACUCUUUGAAGGAGUACACAAAGUAAUGCCUUGUCCCAGGAGCAACAUCAUAUAGAACUUGAGCAAAUUUGGUCCAAGCUUGGUAGGGUCCAUCAAAUCUUGGCAGGAUUACAUUUGUCAUACUUAUUCAGAAAACAAGAAUGAUGCAAAAUAUAAAGGUCAUGGAUUCUUCUUUUGUGAUCAGGUCAUCACUAUUUUGCCCAUCUAUGUUUGGCAGAGUCAGAGCCCCAGUAAAUAAGAGAUUGUGAGAGUUCAUAGUGACCGGCUUAGAAUGUAAUUGUAUGAAUGAAAAACCUCCCAGAUAUGAAGAUGUAUUUUAACAUGUGCCUCUUCUUGAAUGCAGUGACCUAUGAUGACGUGCAUGUUGACUUUACUUGGGAAGAAUGGACUUUGCUGAAUCCUUCCCAGAAGAGUCUCUACAAAGAAGUGAUGGUGGAGACCUACAGAAACCUCACUGCUAUAGGAUAUAAUUGGGAAGACCAUAAUAUUGAAGAACAUUGUCAAAGUUCUAGAAGACAUGAAAGGUAAUUUCCAUGUAUAAGCUGAUACAGA
Myodes glareolus (Bank vole) is the source of this 4099-nucleotide messenger RNA. Lineage: Eukaryota; Metazoa; Chordata; Mammalia; Rodentia; Cricetidae. The record is from RefSeq and is a predicted model, not a curated record.